This is a messenger RNA of Microplitis mediator, 4587 nucleotides long. RefSeq names its product ATP-dependent RNA helicase bel (gene bel). Gene Ontology annotation, cellular component: nucleus; P granule. The transcript has 4 exons. Gene Ontology annotation, biological process: cell differentiation; gamete generation. The coding region runs from base 340 to 2418 and encodes 692 amino acids. Gene Ontology annotation, molecular function: ATP binding; RNA binding; RNA helicase activity. NCBI's taxonomy places the organism in Eukaryota, Metazoa, Arthropoda, Insecta, Hymenoptera, Braconidae. The record is from RefSeq and is a predicted model, not a curated record.
CUCAGUUGCUCUCAAACGUUUGUCCGAACCAGGAUAAUUGUGUGCAGUGUCUGUAUAUCUAUAGUUGGAGAGACAUUUGUACCCUUACCCUCAAAAGCUUCCUUUGUGUGUCGUUGGAAGUUGGAAUAGCGGCAAGCCUGCCGACGGGUGAAUAGCGAUAGCGUGUGUGAUCAGUACUCGUAAAUCUCAGACUCAGACUUUUAAAAUAUUUCUCUUGUGCAUAUAGGAAGUUUUAAGUUUAAUAAUUUAAUUGUUAAUCUUACGUUUGCUACAACGAAUAAAUAAGCGAAUUAACGCAAUAAGAGAUACGAAAAAUAACUACGCACGAGGCGGAGUAAUAUGAGUAAUGCAGCCAACCAAAAUGGAUCAGGUCUAGAGCAGCGUUUAGCUGAUCUGGACUUGCAGGACUCCCAACAACCAAGUGGGGGUCGCUACGUACCACCGCAUUUACGCAAUAAACCUACUAACGGGACAUCUGGCAGAGAGGAACCCUCUUCCAAUUCGCGUUACCAGGAGAGAGACCGUGGGAAUUCACGCGAUCAGGAUCGUGACCGAGAUCAUGGUAGCAGUUACAGAGACGUGCGGGUCAAUCGGGACGUUGAUUUCGGUAACUUCGGGCGCAACAGACGCCCACAGGAGAACGGACGAGACUUUCGUUCCGGUGGAUACGGCGAGCGAGACCGUCCAGUGGGAAAUGAUCGGUGGAACGAGCAACAGAAAAACGACCGCUGGCAGGACAACAGAAAUGACUCACGCGGUGGAUCAAUGGGAGGCAGAUGGAAGGACGACUCCGAUCGUUCGGGAGGAAAAGGAGGCAGAGGCGAGGUGGACUGGACAGUUCCCACCACCCGAGACGAACGACUCGAGCAAGAGCUCUUUGGAAUCGGUAACACGGGUAUUAACUUUAGCAAAUACGAGGAUAUCCCGGUGGAGGCAACUGGUGAUAACAUACCACCCCACAUCACAUCAUUCAGCGAGGUCAAGCUGACAGAAAUUAUAAGAAACAGCAUUACCUUGGCUGGUUAUGAUACACCAACUCCGGUUCAAAAGUACGCAAUACCAAUAAUUAUUGGUCAUCGUGAUGUGAUGGCCUGCGCCCAAACCGGCUCCGGCAAGACUGCGGCAUUUUUAGUGCCAAUAUUAAACCAGAUUUAUGAGUGCGGUCCACUUCCACCGCCACCUCAGGCCUCUGGUGGUCGACGUAAACAAUAUCCUCUAGGUCUAGUAUUAGCUCCAACUCGUGAAUUAGCAACUCAAAUUUAUGAUGAGGCUCGUAAAUUUGCCUAUCGUUCACGCAUGCGACCUGCUGUCGUCUACGGUGGAUCCAAUAUCACCGAUCAGAUGCGCGAGCUGGAUCGCGGCUGUCACUUGCUUGUAGCUACACCCGGUCGGCUUGCUGACAUGCUCAGCCGUGGAAAAAUUGGACUACACAACUGCCGUUUCCUCGUACUGGAUGAAGCUGACCGCAUGUUGGACAUGGGUUUCGAGCCACAAAUACGACGUAUCGUCGAAGAGGACACGAUGCCAGGCACCGGUGAACGUCAAACUCUCAUGUUCUCAGCGACGUUCCCAAAAGAAAUUCAGAUGCUCGCUCGUGAUUUUCUCAGUAAUUAUAUUUUCCUCGCUGUUGGACGUGUCGGCUCCACCUCCGAGAAUAUUACGCAAAAAAUCGUGUGGGUGGAAGAGCACGACAAGCGAUCAUAUUUACUAGACUUAUUACAAGCAUCUUCUUAUGAAAACGCCGAGGAAUCUCUUACCCUUGUGUUCGUGGAGACUAAAAAGGGAGCAGACAUGCUCGAAGAAUUUCUCCACUCAAUGGGUUACCCGGUGACAAGUAUCCACGGUGACAGAUCACAGCGCGAGCGUGAGGACGCUCUGCGUAGAUUCCGUGGUGGCAAGACCCCGAUUCUCGUAGCGACCGCCGUCGCCGCACGUGGUUUGGACAUUCCUCAUGUUAAACACGUCAUUAAUUUCGACUUACCUGGUGACGUCGAAGAGUACGUUCACCGUAUCGGUCGUACCGGGCGUAUGGGUAACCUCGGACUCGCGACCUCCUUCUUCAACAGCAAAAACCAUAACUUAGUACGUGACUUGGUGUCACUGCUAGUCGAGGCUAAUCAAGAGCUUCCCCCGUGGCUCGACAACAUGUUUUCCGAGGCUAAGCACUCUGGAGGAGCUAGACGACCCGGUGGAACUACCAAGAACACUCGCUUCGGCAGCGGUGGAUUCGGUGCUAGAGAUUACCGUCAGCAGCCCAGUUCCGGAAUGGGAAAUCGCAACGGCCCUUCAAGCAGACCUGGUGGUUAUGGAGGGAGCUAUGGAGGUGGUGGCGGAUACGGAGGCAACUUCAACUCAUCAUACAAUACAGCUAAUAAUGGUGGCAAUUGUGGCGGUGGUACUGACUGGUGGGGAAAGUAGAUCAUUAUUAGAAAUUUCGUCGCUAUUUACUAUUAAUAUCUUUAUUAUUAUUAUUAAUUAAUUAAUUAUUAUACAUGAAAAUUCAACUAUAUGUAAGUGAGCGGCACAUAAACAUCGCGGUACUCGAAAAAACAAAAAAAACGUAAUGAAAGACAGUGUAUUGACGUAUAUUACAUUCACACUCGCUGAUUGCGUAUCAUGCCGAGUUUAAAUGCGCAAAUAUUAUUUUUUAAAAAAUUAAAAAAAGACUACCGUGGCUCAGUGUACUCGGCGGCUACUUUUUGUUCCUACGCAAUGAGCCGAGAUAAUAAAAGUCCCAAUUAUUUGUAUGCUGUUUGAUUAUCAUUUAAACCGUCAACGAAUUAUUGGGAUUUUUUAUUUUUGAUUAUUAGGUAAAUUUCAUAGAUUCACCCGAGUUUACUCAAUUUUUUAUCUUUUUUUUAGAGUUGACUCGAUAAUUCACAUUACUAUUAUUAUUAUAAUUAUUAUCAUAGAAAAAAAACCGCUUACUAACCAAAUUUCAUUAACCGUUAUUGCCAUUCUGAAUAAACAAAAAAAAAAAUACAUAAUGCUGUAGGUAAAUAAAAUUUAGUUGAAUUUUUUAGAAUUUUCACUUUAAAAAAAUUAAUUUCUGCGGGAUUCGUUGGCUCUGCUAUUAAAAAAAAUUUCAUUCACAAAAUGAUACGGCGAGCGUGCCUUUUAAUUAAUGAUAAAUAAUUAAAAAAAAAAAUUAAAUGAAUAAAUUAAAAUCUCCAAUACUAAAUUUAGAUUGAAAAAUACUUAAUUGUUUUAAAUUGAAUUGCAUUUAUCAGCUGUAUGCAAAGUAAUUAAAGUCUUUUAUGUGAAGACUUAUUGCACGCAUGCUUGAUCAUUUAAUGAAUUAUCAUUAUUAUUAUUAUUAAUAUUAUAAUUAAAAUUAUCUUCUUUAAUUAAUAUUAUUUAAUUUAAUCUCAAUUUAAACCACAAGAUUUUAAAAAAAUUGUCGACGAAUGGUACUGAGUUUUGCCGUCCCCACAAAAUAAACGCGCGAAAAAAAAUAGAGGAAUAAAUAAGGGAUAGGGUGAAAAAAAAUAAUUGUGGUCAUGCGACCGCUCAUUCAUUAGUCGGCAAGAAUGAAGACAACAACAACACCAACAACAAUUGAGUGUAAAAAACUCUGCAGGAUAAACGUGUUUAUAAAUAUUUAAAAUAAAACUCGUGCUUUUUUAAAUUUAAAAUAGUAUCCAAGUCUAUUGUAUCCUUAAAUAAUCAACAGACCGUAGAACAAACGAAAAAAUAAAUAAAAUAAAAUUUUCAUGUAGUAUUUAAACUGUCACUCGCUCGCGCAUUGACAGUAACUUAUUUAAUUAAUUAAUUAUCAGUGUUAAAUUAAUUAGUUUAGGUAAUAAUUAGACGGAAAAUAAAACAGUUUAUGAAUUUAAAAUCGCAGACGUACACAUGAUUAGCCUGCAUGAUAGGUAACAAUUCAGCUUCUGAGAAGAGAUAGCGAAUAAAUUUUAUUAAAAAAAUGAAAAUGAAGAAAAAAAUACGGUUGCAGUUACAGGAAUAAAAUAAUAGACAAGUUGAUAAUCACGAGAGUGCGAUUAUUUGAGUACGGGAAUAGUAAGAAGUCUAGAGGAAAAAAAACUAAAAUGAGUAAUUAAAUAAAUAAAAAUAAUGAGCUGCCGAAAACGUAACUUGGAGUCGCUUAUAAAAAAUACGCGAGGCAUCGAGGCGCGUUCACAUAAUAUUUUAUAAAAUAUUACUAUGAUAAAACUGUUAUUAUCACAGCAGUUAAAUAUGCCCUAUUAAUUAUUAUAAAUAAAUGUAAAAGGUAUUAAGUGAUAUUCGUAACUACAUAAAAUAAUAAAAUAAAAUAAACACUAAAGUUAUUUUAAAACGACUGUGAUAUUUAAACGAUCUUGUGACAUUCAAUUUACUACACACGAAUUUAUUAUUAUGAUGGUAAUGAUAAAUAAUAAUAAAAGUUGAUAAAUAAUUAUUUAUUGAUAAUUAAAUUGAAUGUCGGGGAGCGAAAAAUGGAGCUCGACAGUUCAUUGUGGAGCUGGCUGAUGAUAACAAAUUUAAAAAUGAUAACAGAAGAAUAUUGAGUCGUUAAUGAUAAUACAGAGUUAAAUAAUUAAACGAAAAAUAAAUAAAUAAAUCAAGGAAAUGAAAUUUGAAAAAAAA